Orcinus orca (killer whale) is the source of this 3069-nucleotide messenger RNA. RefSeq names its product ELOVL fatty acid elongase 2 (gene ELOVL2). NCBI's taxonomy places the organism in Eukaryota, Metazoa, Chordata, Mammalia, Artiodactyla, Delphinidae. Gene Ontology annotation, biological process: very long-chain fatty acid biosynthetic process; fatty acid elongation, saturated fatty acid; fatty acid elongation, polyunsaturated fatty acid. The record is from RefSeq and is a predicted model, not a curated record. Gene Ontology annotation, cellular component: endoplasmic reticulum membrane; endoplasmic reticulum. The transcript is spliced from 9 exons. The coding region runs from base 192 to 1082 and encodes 296 amino acids. Gene Ontology annotation, molecular function: fatty acid elongase activity.
ACGGCUCUGCGGCUCGGAGCGCCGAGCGGGAGCGGCGCGAGCCCGAGGGGGCGGGGAAGCGCGGGCUGGCGUGCGCGCGCCGGGCGUGGGUUGGGGUAAGAAGAGCGGGCGCGGCGGCAGCGCGAGGCAGAGGGACGCCGGCUACCCUGGACAGCGCAUCGCCGGACGCUGGGGUCGCCGCGCCGCGGAUCAUGGAGCAUCUAAAGGCCUUUGAUGGUGAAAUCAAUGCCUUUUUGGACAGUAUGUUUGGACCUCGGGAUUCUCGAGUCAGAGGGUGGUUCCUGUUGGACUCCUACCUUCCCACCUUUUCUCUCACUGUCUUAUACCUGCUUUCCAUAUGGCUGGGCAACAGAUACAUGAGGAGCAGACCUGCUCUUUCCCUCAGGGGCGUCCUCACCUUGUACAAUCUUGGAAUCACACUUCUCUCCGCAUACAUGCUGGCAGAGCUUAUUCUCUCCAGUUGGGAAGGAGGCUACAACUUACAGUGUCAGGAUCUUACCAGUGCAGGGGAAGCCGACAUCCGGGUAGCCGAAGUGUUAUGGUGGUACUACUUCUCCAAAUUAAUAGAGUUCCUGGACACGAUCUUUUUUGUGUUGCGGAAAAAAACCAGUCAGAUUACCUUUCUUCACGUAUACCAUCAUGCCUCUAUGUUUAACAUCUGGUGGUGCGUUUUGAACUGGAUACCUUGUGGGCAAAGUUUCUUUGGACCCACCCUGAACAGCUUCAUCCACAUCCUCAUGUACACUUACUAUGGCCUUUCCGUGUUUCCAUCUAUGCGCAAGUAUCUUUGGUGGAAGAAGUAUCUCACGCAGGCUCAGCUGGUGCAGUUCGUGCUCACCGUCACCCACACCAUGAGCGCUGUCGUGAGGCCCUGUGGCUUCCCCUUCGGCUGUCUCAUCUUCCAGUCUUCUUAUAUGCUGACGCUGGUCAUCCUGUUCUUAAACUUCUAUGUUCAGACAUACCGGAAAAAGCCAAUGAAGAAAGAUGGGGAAGACCCACAUGCAGGGCAAGAAGUUAAGAAUGGCUUUUCCAAAGCCUACUUCACUGCGACAAAUGGAAUAACAAACAAGAAAGCACAAUAAAUGCUGAGUUACGUUAUUGAAAAUAGGAAAAGAGGGCUAUGGGAAGGUGCUGGCACCGAGCCACGGGCUGAGAACGAGCCACAACGGAAAGCACCAGUUUGGCAAACUCGGUGCUUCCUUUCCCUGCUCCAAGUAACACGAGCUCCACUGAGAAGCACGGGAGCAGAGGAAGGUCAGCAGGACCCUCUCCCUUCUCCCAGCGGUGGGGCUAUUACUUACUAUUAAAUUGUCCCAAGAAUGGAAACUGAGGAUGUUUUCUGAAGAUCUGAUGAAGAUUGAUAUACUGUAACAUUUUUAUACCCUAUAAAACAAGAUUUGCCAACUUUGACACUUUAUCUUCUUUCCUACCUUAUUUUAAGAAGUUUUUAGGUCAUAACGUGGAUAUCAGAGGCUUAAGUGCCAGAAAGGCAUUUUCACCAUUGCCCCAACACAUUACAGUCUGUUUGGGAAUGACUUUGUCCUUUUGGGGGCAUUUCUUUUUUUUUUAUGAGUAUUUGGGAAAAAAAAUUUUUUUAAACUACAGGAAAACAAAACAACACACUUCGGUACUGACACACACACUGAGGAAACCAACUCUUCUGUUUCCUGUAAAAGCCCCUUGGGAUUCUGCCACACUGAAAGGUGACUGACCUUAGUCCAGUCUUCACGGUGAGGGCGUCGUGCCCUGUAGCCCCCUCUCUGCCAGUUGACCCAUUUCUACCGAACAGACAUCUUCUGUCUGAUGCCCCCUUACUCUUGGAUCUUUCGAAAUAGCUUUUUAAAACUGACUUGCUUUAGGGUGCUUAAUCUCCGCUUCCAUCACAUCAUACCUGCACGGUUAUACGUCUCGUUCUCUCCCAGAAACUCCCUUUAAAACAAGGGCUCGCUUCGAGCAUGGCUCAGCACUCCUCUGUGACAGAACCCGCGACAGACUGAGGACGAAGCACCCUGGAGCAGCUGGGCUCUAGUUCAGUUUUACGUCUCAGACAUGAGCUAAAAUCUGUUACCAAAGUGCACUCACCGCAGGUAAAAAUGAGACUCAGAAGACAGACAUCACUGGUCAGUCACUGGCUCCAGCGUAUGUUUAAUUGUCAGCGAGGCCCUGGGCUCACCACUUGGCCUCAUGCCUGCAGUUCUGGAUGCUUUGAUGGGCUUCAUAUCAGCACAACACGGAGGGCAGCAUCCUUCAGCCGAAGGAGAAGGCCCAGGCAGCUGGAAACCUCUCUGAUCAAAGGAAAAAACUUGGUUUACACUUUCAAGCUCAGAUUUGGCUAGAGGUUUCAGGAUGCUUAUUUCCAGCUUGGUCUUUAAUUCUAGAGAAGCUUAAUGAAACACUUAUUGCCUUAAAGCAUUCAAGGGCUGGUAAAAAAAAAUACAGAGCUAUAUAAAGUCUUAGUCACAAAAAUUGAGUCAGGUAAAUGUCUUCACCUGUUUCUAAGUGUUACAAUUUUAAACGUUUACUUUUAAUGUGAUUUUCCUAAAGCACAGCUUUAAAAAAAAUCUGUAUAAUUUGUUAAAAAAGUCUUUUCCCCAAAUAAAUUUCCUCUUACUCAUAGGUAUGAAAACAUUUAAAUGAAUAUUGUAAGCAUAUAUGUUGCUAAUUCCAAUUUUUUUAAGUAACAAAAUGGAAUGUUAUUUAAUGGAGUUAAAUACAGAAAUUUCAACCCAUUGAAAUUAUAUACUGAACUAUUUAGGCACACUGUGCAGCGGGGAAGUCCUCCCCAUUAGAGAAGUAUUUUUAAGGCAAAAUGCUGUUUCCUGUGAUGGAGAACUAGCUCUUUGUGUAAGAGACCAGUCUAGUUCUUUCCAGUAUUUCCAUAUCAUUUUAUGUUUCUGGGGACUUCCUUAUUUGGAAAAUAAGGAUAUCACUUUUUCUGGUUUUCCUUUGAAAAUACUUAUAUGUUAAGAACGUAUCAUGAUUGGGGCAGCCGGGGAGGCAAGAGAAGCCAUUUUUCUUUGUAGAUAAAAAGCAUUCGGUAUAAUUGUUGUAUAAUAAAUUGAUUUGUAC